Molecule: messenger RNA, 1188 nt
Organism: Colletotrichum truncatum
Lineage: Eukaryota; Fungi; Ascomycota; Sordariomycetes; Glomerellales; Glomerellaceae
Product: mannitol-1-phosphate dehydrogenase
Biological process (GO): mannitol catabolic process
Cellular component (GO): cytosol
Molecular function (GO): mannitol-1-phosphate 5-dehydrogenase activity
Source: RefSeq, a predicted model, not a curated record
AUGGCUUCAACAACACAACAGAAGAAGGCGGUCCACUUCGGCGCCGGUAACAUCGGCCGUGGUUUCGUCGCUUGCUUUCUCCACAACUCCGGCUACGAAGUCGUCUUCGCCGAUGUCGCCGAUGCUCUUAUCAACAAGCUGAACGAGACUCCCUCAUAUCGCGUGAUUGAGGUCGGCGCUGAGGGUACAAACGAGAAUGUCAUCACAAACUACCGCGCCAUCAACUCAAAAACCCACGAGGCUGAGCUUGUUGAUGAGAUUGCCACCGCCGACGUCGUCACCUGUUCCGUCGGCCCGAACAUCCUGAAGUUCAUUGCCCCUGUCAUUGCUAAGGGUAUUGACAAGCGAUCUAGCGACCUGGCUCCUAUUGCAGUCAUUGCCUGCGAGAACGCCAUCGGUGCUACGGAUACCCUUGCCGAGCACAUCAAGGACCCUAGAAACACUGCGCCUCACCGUCUUGAGGAUUACGACACUCGUGCCCGCUUUGCCAACUCCGCGAUUGACCGUAUCGUCCCUGCCCAGGACCCCAAUGCUGGCCUGGAUGUUACGCUCGAGAAGUUCUACGAAUGGGUUGUCGACCGCACGCCCUUCGACCAAAUUCCCAGCAUUGAGGGCAUCAACUGGGUCGAUGAGCUUGCUCCCUUCAUCGAGCGCAAGCUGUACACUGUCAACACUGGUCACGCCACCGCUGCUUAUCACGGAUACAACCGUAGCAAGCGCACUGUCUACGAUGCUCUCCAGGACAAGGCUAUCAUGGCUGAGGUUCGCAAGGCUCUCGAGGAGACUAGCAACUUGAUCAUCAGCAAGCACGGCAUUGACGAGAAGGCCCAGCGCGAAUACGCUGCCAAGAUCAUCCGCCGCAUCGGCAACCCUCACCUUGAGGAUGCUGUUGAGCGUGUCGGCCGUGCCCCGCUCCGCAAGUUGAGCCGUAAGGAGCGCUUCAUCGGCCCCGCCGCUGAGCUUGCCGAGAAGGGCGAGGACUGCUCCGCCCUCCUCCGUGCGGCCGAGAUGGCCUUCCGCUUCCAGGAGGUUGAGGGCGAUGAUGAGAGCAAGGAGCUUGCCAAGAUCAUGUCCGAGAACGGUCCCGAGGAUGUUGUUACCAAGAUCUGUGGCAUUCAAUCUUCGGAGAAGAUUCACCCCAUGCUCGUGGACGUUGUCCGCAGAGUCCAGGCUGACAGCGAGGAAUGA